GUUGAUGUGUCUCAUUAUAACAGCCAAUGCAGCCGCCAUCCACGCACAAGCAAAGAAGCAUGUCCCAUUUAAAUACACCCACGCAGCCCCAGCGCCCUUAGCCGAUCAGGGCGCGCAGCCCACACGCACCGCGGCUCCGGGCUUGGAGAUCCGUGCAGGUUGGGCUCCCGGACUAGUGGACCGACGCGCGGAAGAUCGCGUUCAGACGCUGUGGGGCCGGGGUGGGCGGGGGAGGCUGGGCCCCGGGCCUCUGGCUCCACACCCGCAUGAGGACGCGAGUGAAAUAGACCAAGGUGGAAUUUCUAAGGGAGAAGCUUCGGGGUGGUUUUGGUCCAUUUCUCCCGCGAAGAAGUCGACAUGGCGAGCGACUCCCCGGCUCGCAGCCUGGAUGAAAUCGAUCUCUCGGCUUUGAGGGAUCCUGCAGGGAUCUUUGAAUUGGUGGAACUUGUUGGCAAUGGAACAUAUGGACAAGUGUAUAAGGGUCGUCAUGUCAAAACAGGCCAGCUUGCAGCCAUUAAGGUUAUGGAUGUCACAGGGGAUGAAGAGGAAGAAAUCAAACAGGAAAUUAACAUGUUGAAGAAAUAUUCUCAUCACAGGAAUAUUGCUACAUACUAUGGUGCUUUUAUCAAAAAGAACCCACCAGGCAUGGAUGACCAACUUUGGUUGGUGAUGGAGUUUUGUGGCGCUGGCUCUGUCACUGACCUGAUCAAGAACACGAAAGGUAACACAUUGAAGGAGGAGUGGAUCGCAUAUAUCUGCAGGGAGAUUUUACGAGGACUGAGUCACCUGCACCAGCACAAAGUGAUUCAUCGAGAUAUUAAAGGGCAGAAUGUCUUGCUGACUGAAAAUGCAGAAGUUAAACUAGUGGACUUUGGGGUCAGUGCCCAGCUUGAUCGAACAGUGGGCAGGAGGAAUACGUUCAUUGGGACUCCCUACUGGAUGGCACCGGAAGUCAUUGCCUGUGACGAAAACCCAGAUGCCACAUAUGAUUUCAAGAGUGACUUGUGGUCUCUGGGAAUCACCGCUAUUGAGAUGGCAGAAGGUGCUCCCCCUCUGUGUGACAUGCACCCCAUGAGAGCCCUCUUCCUCAUCCCCCGGAACCCCGCGCCUCGGCUGAAGUCUAAGAAGUGGUCAAAAAAAUUCCAGUCCUUUAUUGAGAGCUGCUUGGUAAAGAAUCACAGCCAGAGACCCGCAACAGAACAACUGAUGAAGCAUCCGUUUAUCCGCGAUCAACCUAAUGAACGACAGGUCCGCAUCCAGCUCAAGGACCAUAUUGAUAGAACAAAGAAGAAGCGGGGAGAGAAAGAUGAGACGGAGUAUGAGUACAGCGGGAGCGAGGAGGAAGAGGAGGAGAAUGACUCUGGAGAGCCCAGCUCCAUCCUGAACCUGCCUGGGGAGUCGACGCUGCGCCGGGACUUCCUGAGGCUCCAGCUGGCCAACAAGGAGCGGUCCGAGGCACUCCGGCGACAGCAGCUGGAGCAGCAGCAGCGGGAGAACGAGGAGCACAAGCGGCAGCUGCUGGCCGAGCGCCAGAAGCGCAUUGAGGAGCAGAAGGAGCAGCGGCGGCGGCUGGAAGAGCAACAAAGGCGAGAGAAGGAGCUGCGGAAGCAGCAGGAGAGGGAGCAGCGGCGGCACUAUGAGGAGCAGAUGCGCCGUGAGGAGGAGAGGAGACGCGCGGAGCAUGAGCAGGAAUACAUCAGGCGACAGUUAGAGGAGGAGCAGAGACAGUUAGAGAUCUUGCAGCAGCAGCUACUGCAUGAACAAGCUCUACUUCUGGAAUAUAAGCGCAAACAGUUGGAAGAACAGAGACAAGCAGAAAGACUACAGAGACAGUUAAAGCAAGAGAGAGACUACUUGGUUUCCCUUCAGCAUCAGCGGCAGGAACAGAGACCUGUGGAGAAGAAGCCACUGUACCAUUACAAAGAAGGGAUGAGUCCUAGUGAGAAGCCAGCCUGGGCCAAGGAGGUAGAAGAACGGUCAAGGCUCAACCGACAGAGUUCACCUGCCAUGCCUCACAAGGUUGCCAACAGGAUAUCUGACCCCAACCUGCCCCCGAGGUCAGAGUCCUUCAGCAUCAGUGGGGUCCAGCCUGCUCGGACACCCCCCAUGCUCAGACCAGUCGAUCCCCAGAUUCCACAUCUGGUAGCUGUGAAAUCCCAGGGACCUGCCUUGACCGCCUCCCAGUCGGUGCAUGAGCAGCCCACGAAGGGCCUCUCUGGGUUUCAGGAGGCUCUGAACGUGACCUCUCACCGCGUUGAGAUGCCGCGCCAGAACUCAGACCCCACCUCUGAAAACCCUCCUCUCCCCACUCGGAUUGAAAAGUUUGACCGAAGUUCUUGGUUACGACAGGAAGAAGAUAUUCCACCAAAGGUGCCUCAAAGAACAACUUCUAUAUCCCCAGCAUUAGCGAGAAAGAAUUCUCCUGGAAAUGGCAGUGCUCUGGGACCCAGACUAGGAUCUCAACCCAUCAGAGCAAGCAACCCUGACCUCCGGAGAACCGAGCCUGUCUUGGAGAGCCCUUUGCAGAGGACCAGCAGUGGCAGUUCCUCCAGCUCCAGCACCCCUAGCUCCCAGCCCAGCUCCCAAGGAGGGUCUCAGCCUGGAUCACAAGCAGGAUCCAGUGAACGGACCAGAGUUCGAGCCAACAGUAAGUCAGAAGGAUCACCUGUACUCCCCCAUGAACCUUCCAAGGUGAAACCAGAAGAAUCCAGGGACAUUACCCGACCUAGUCGACCAGCUAGCUAUAAGAAAGCUAUAGAUGAGGAUCUGACGGCAUUAGCCAAAGAAUUAAGAGAACUUCGGAUUGAAGAAACGAACCGCCCACUGAAGAAAGUGACAGAUUACUCCUCUUCGAGCGAGGAGUCAGAAAGCAGUGACGAAGAGGAGGAGGAUGGAGAGAGCGAGACCCAGGACGGGACAGUGGCGGUCAGCGACAUACCCAGACUGAUACCCACAGGAGCUCCCGGGAGCACUGAGCAGUACAACGUGGGGUUGGUGGGCUCACAUGGGCUGGAGACCACUCACGCGGACACGUUCAGCAGCAGUAUUUCACGAGAAGGAACCUUGAUGAUAAGAGAGACGUCUGGAGAGAAGAAGCGAUCUGGCCACAGUGACAGCAAUGGCUUCGCCGGCCACAUCAACCUCCCAGACCUGGUGCAGCAGAGCCAUUCCCCUGCAGGGACCCCCACCGAGGGCCUGGGGCGCGUCUCCACCCACCCCCAGGAGAUGGACGCCGGGACUGAAUAUGGCAUGGGGAGCAGCACCAAAGCCUCUUUCACCCCCUUCGUGGACCCCAGAGUGUACCAGACGUCUCCCACUGAUGAAGAUGAAGAGGAUGAGGAAUCAUCAGCUGCAGCUCUGUUUACUAGCGAACUUCUUAGGCAAGAACAGGCCAAACUAAAUGAAGCAAGAAAGAUUUCAGUGGUAAACGUAAACCCAACCAACAUUCGGCCUCAUAGCGACACACCAGAAAUCAGAAAAUACAAGAAGCGAUUCAACUCAGAAAUACUUUGUGCAGCUCUGUGGGGUGUAAACCUCCUGGUGGGAACCGAAAAUGGCCUGAUGCUUUUGGACCGAAGUGGGCAAGGCAAAGUUUAUAAUCUGAUCAACCGGAGGCGGUUUCAGCAGAUGGAUGUGCUAGAGGGACUGAAUGUCCUCGUGACAAUAUCAGGAAAGAAGAAUAAGCUACGUGUUUACUAUCUUUCAUGGUUAAGAAACAGAAUACUCCACAAUGACCCAGAAGUCGAAAAGAAACAAGGCUGGAUCACGGUUGGGGACUUGGAAGGCUGUAUACAUUACAAAGUUGUUAAAUAUGAAAGGAUCAAAUUCUUGGUGAUUGCCUUAAAGAAUGCUGUGGAGAUAUAUGCUUGGGCUCCUAAACCUUAUCAUAAGUUCAUGGCAUUUAAGUCUUUUGCAGAUCUCCAGCACAAGCCACUGCUUGUUGAUCUCACAGUAGAAGAAGGUCAAAGAUUAAAGGUUAUUUUUGGUUCGCAUACUGGUUUCCAUGUAAUUGAUGUUGAUUCAGGAAACUCUUAUGAUAUCUACAUACCAUCUCAUAUUCAGGGCAAUAUCACUCCUCAUGCCAUUGUCAUCUUGCCUAAAACAGAUGGAAUGGAAAUGCUUGUUUGCUAUGAGGAUGAGGGGGUGUAUGUAAACACCUACGGCCGGAUAACUAAGGAUGUGGUGCUCCAAUGGGGAGAAAUGCCCACGUCUGUGGCCUACAUUCAUUCCAAUCAGAUAAUGGGCUGGGGCGAGAAAGCUAUUGAGAUCCGGUCAGUGGAAACAGGACAUUUGGAUGGAGUAUUUAUGCAUAAGCGAGCUCAAAGGUUAAAGUUUCUAUGUGAAAGAAAUGAUAAGGUAUUUUUUGCAUCCGUGCGAUCUGGAGGAAGUAGCCAAGUGUUUUUCAUGACCCUCAACAGAAAUUCCAUGAUGAACUGGUAACAGAAGAGCACUUGGCACUUAUCUUCAUGGCGUUAUUUCUAAUUUAAAAGAACAUAACUCAUGUGGACUUAUGCCAGUCUAGAGGCAGAAUCAGAAGGCUUGGUUGAACAUACCGCUUUCCCCUUUUCCUCUCCCUCUACCCGUCCCAAUACAGUCCAUCUUUCAAUGUUGCAGCCUGGUUGAGAAGGAGAGAAAAGGGUGGCAGGAAUUUCCAGGAGAUCCCCAAGAAUGCUGCGUUGUCUGUGGACAAAGAUGGACCAUGUACCCUUCGGAGUUAGGGAUAGAAACAAAUAUUGUGUGCUCUUAUGAUUAAGCUGUGUUACGGUGGAUUGUUUUGUUUUGUUACUUUUUUUCUUUACCCCCUUACUUUGUAAGAAUGGGGAGAGAAUGCAUACUGAGAAAAAAUGUCUGUUUUUAAUUCUGUCUGCCUGCUAGGUUUAAGUAUAUGAUAUGUUGUAAAAUUUCCAAUUUCAAGUGGUGAGAGACAGCACAAUAAAUGUACCUUAUCUCUUUACACUGAAGGCUAUAACUGCAUAGUGGGGUGAUUUCAGAACUUCCGCCUUCACCAACCCAAAAGGUUGCUUUUUGAUAGCAACUGCUAAUGAAUUUUUAAAAGAGAAGAAAAAUAGUAGUUUUCCCCUCUUUUGGGAAAUAGAUUUUAAAUGGCUAAACUACUAGCCUUAGACUAAUAAAAUCAGCUACCGUUUGUGGGGACAGGCCCUAUUUGAGUUGGCCCUGUACAAUGGGAUAGUAGUGCCAUUGAGUUGAGUUGGCUCCACUGGAUGAGGGGCUCUCUAAUAAGAUAUUCCCUCAGUGAUUAUGCAACAGUUCAGGGCAAAAGGCGGGAUGACAGAUGGGGUCAAACAGAAAGAGCUUCUGGAAACAAGCUAAAAAUGCAUACAAACACACACACACACAUUUUUUUUUUUUAAUGUGCAAAGCUCCCCACCUAAGAAGUCACUCUGUUCAGGCUUCGUUGGGAGUUAAGCCUGUUGAGUUCUUUUCAGGAAUUGGGAAAUAAAUGACAACCAGGCUCUGGUCAUUCCCAGCUUUCUCCUGAGGGUGCCACUUUCUCCAGAUGAAAACUGUGACUGAAAAAAUAAUAAUAAUAAAUGUUUCUGAGCUGCCUGUGUUCUCUCUGGGUUGGUGAGAGAAGGGACUAGACUACUAAGCCUGCCUGAGACCCAGCAGGCAUCACUGGUUCAGAUUUUAUAGAAGUUGAAAGCAAGGCUUUGGCCAAAAUUCUGAGACCCUAAUCAUUUUACCUUCCUCCAAAUUACCCAACAUACGGUAAACAAUAUUUGUGCAGAGAUAUGUAUGUAUUUAGUUCAGGUUGACUCGUGUCCUUAUAAACUCUUAAACGGAUGAUUCGAACUGUUAUGUGACUGUCUGGGAUUUUUUUUUUCCAAAGCUACAAGCAUGGCCGCCUGUGGUAUCAAGGUGUUGCAAAACAAUAUCUGUGUUGCGCUUCCUGUUUUAACCUACCUCGUUUUGUUUGUUUUGUUUUACUGUUCAUCACAGCAGUGUUAUCUCCAGGAGACAUAUAGAGAGCUCAACUGGCAAUCUCAGGUGAAUUCAAUAAUUUUAAAAUAAAACAGUAGUUGACCAAAUUAUCCUUCUUGAAAAAUUGGAGAAAAGUAAUCAAACAACAACAAAACUAAUGUGGCUUGUUUCUGGAGAAAACAAUUACUGUAAGCAUAUUUUAAAAAUCUAUGAUCCUACUGAUUUUGCCUAAAUCCAUGAGCAGCUGAUGUACUAUUAAUGAGAACGAAAUACACAUUAGGAAAAUGGAGCCAUUUCAGUCUGGUGGUUUGGGCAAGGGGGGACAGGAAAGGGAACAUAUUCUAGUUUCAGAGGUAGAUGAUCCUGCCUCCCAUAAAGGUGAUUGUCAUUUGCAUUUAUUUCAAGCAGGUAACACAGGAAUGGAACUGAGGAUUAUCUUGAGGUGAUCACCAAGAUGUCCUCAUUGUGGUCCCUUUAGCUCUCAAAAGCAAUGAAAUCCUCCUGUUCUCAUUUUUACUGAGAAGGUUCUGCUGCUGAACAAUGCUAUCUUUGCAAAUUCCAUGCAACAAAUUCAGCAAUAACGUUUUGGAUUGAAUUUAACAACUACUGUAAUUGGAUGCUGACAUGGACAAGAUAUAUUGAUUUGGGUUUCAUCCCUGAAUGUGAUUGCCAUCAGCUCUUUAUAUUGCUGCUGUGGUAUUUUAAACCAGAAGCUUCUUUAAAUUAUGUUGCAAACUGAUCUUUGUUUGUAUGUUUGUUUUGUUUUUAUUUCUAAGUGAUAAGUUUGAAACACACAGCUUUAAGUGAUUUUUUUAUUGUGGGAUUUGGGGUACAGUUAAGAAAUAAAAGGGAAUCAUUGUGUUUAAACAUAAGGUAGUUUGUGAAUGUAUUUUUUAAAACCUAGAUUCAUUGGAACAAAAAAACAUAAGAAAACAAUAUUAAUGCAGUCUUGUUUACAGUAUGUACAGUGACAUAACAUAGAACAUGAGCUUUUCUGGUGCCAACAACAAUAAAACACAGACGUUAAACAUCAAGCCAUGCCUUUUAUAUUUUUGUACAGAUAUUUUACACAGAGUACAAGGCAAAACCAAAUUUAAAAGGGCCUCCACAAAUCUGUGCUCCUUAAAAGAUUUCUAAAGAAUUCCUUGUAGCUUUUAUCUCCAAAAAUACGUUUUCCUCCAUCAGGGCAAGCCCUAGCCCUGACGUACUGAGUCCUAGGUCAUGCAGAAUAUUUCGGAAUAGCUGUUCUUAUGGCUCAUAACAGUUCCCAACUUUUUGGUUUGCUUUAAUUCUUUUUUUGGUGGGGGCGUAGGGGUGGUUGUGUUUUUCAUCCAUCUUAAUAUCAUCUUAAAAAUAAAAUGAGCCAGUUCUAGAGAGAAAACCCCUACAGGGAAACUUAAACUAAAACCUGAAGCUAACUAGUUUCAAAAGAUAAAGAAAUUUUUAUUAAGACUUCUACACAAAGAGAAACUGAGCCUUCCCCUAAAGUAAGUUUCACUAGAUCUUUUCAAUCCUUGUUUCUCUAAAUUGAGAAUCAUAGUAAAAUCCACCAUGGCUGCCCAGACCAUUGUCAUGGGCCAGUGUCUUUUGGGUGACCGUCAUUGCUGGGUGGUAGUCGGGGACACUGCACCAAGGCUUCCUCUAUGCAGUGGGUGGUGAGAACAGAUAGCCUUUAAAUGGUGAGUGUCCCCCGCCCCAUGCCAGUGACAUUCAGACCACUGUCCUUGCAUACAGUGUAAGUGAUGGACAGCUUGCCCUAGGUUCCACAUAGAAUCUAAUGACUCUAGAUAGAUCUCAUUUUCCUUGAAGACUUCCAAACAGUGCUUCAAGAAGACAUAGAGUUAUUUCAACAGCACAGUUUAAGACACAGGUGACAUCCCACAAGGCCACUCAAACAGGGACUCCAUUUUUCUAACACUUUGACAUUGCUUUCCAAGAUACACUUACAUACAUCGCAUGGAGUACACAUUUCCUGAAAGCAUCUUAAUUCCUGGUUAGAUCUACUAACAGUUUUCUGUCUGCUAUUGUGACUUAUCAGUAAUUGGUGUCUCUGGUCCCUCCUGUGCAGUAGAUUAGAAAGAGAUGUGAAAUGCAAGCCAGAGCCAUUUUGGUUUUGUCCAUUGCCAGAUGAGGAAGUGGCUGAAGUCUGACCUCACAUUCCAUGAAGUUAAAAACAAAAAUGUUUUUCCCUACUAGUAUGUGUCCCAGUUCACGUCACUGUAUUCUUGAAAUGUUAAAGAGCUCUUUGUGUCAAUAGUGCGUGCUGUCUUUGAAAGUCUGCUUGAACAGGCAUCACUUGGCAUUUGUGCUGAUUGCUUUAAGAGAUAAGAUGUGCUACAUUAUUUUUAAGAAAGAAGAUAGAGCUACUGCUCAAACUUUUUCAGCCCUCUGGAGGAAAAGAGAAUAUCCACAACAUGCUGAUGGCAAUUCUGAAUGACCCUGCCACGCUCCCAGUAUUUACAUGUCUCCUGAUUCUAUGUUCUGACCAUCUCAGUGGUUUCUGUGAAUUGUUAUUUACCUUUUAGUUCAUUCCUAAAGACUUUAAGUUUAGCCAAAUCAAAGAAUAAUAAACAAACUCAAAAAUGGCCUCCCCUGAGACUACAUAGUUACAACAUAAAAUCCAAAAGUCUCCAUUUGAUUUCAUUUACCUGACAAUAUUUCUCAUAAAUACCAUUACAUGUUGGCCUUGAUGUGCUGCUGUCCUUUUAUGGGUCUCAAAAUGGAUAUAAACUGAUCUUUCCAAAGCCCUGACAUAAAAGGAAGCCUCCUGAGAAUGUGUUAAGUUCAAAACUGACAGUUUGUACAUUUCUACCAAACAUUUUCUAGUGUUGUUUGAUUUCCACACUGUAUCAUUGUUCUUGGAUUUUUUUCCCAUAGGCAACUAGAAUAUUCAAAAUUUUGCAUAGCAUUAAACUGUAUGAAGCCAUAACUCUCUGCUUUGAACUUUAUUCUCCUAAGGCUGCCAUUCCAGAAAGUGCCAGAAUGCACCAAAAUAAGAAUCCUCAUAAAAGCGUUUUAAGACAAAAAUCCCUGGAUACGUUUUGAGUUAUUUUAAAUUUAGAUCAAAAUCUUGGACUCUGUGUCCAUGAUGCCAAACAUUUGGAUGCAGACUGGAAGAUACAAUUUAAAAUAGAAAUGAUCUGAAGUUUUAGGAUUUUUGGCUUUGUGCAGAUAGCUUCAAACUAACUCAAUUCCUUAUACAAUAAGGUCUGGUUUUGAUGGUUUGCUCUUACCACACUGAGAUGCAUUGCACAGUUGAAUCUGGGCAAAUACUGGAAUAAAGGUGUGCUUUCAUUUCCACCAGUAGAUUAUUGUUUGUCUAUAGCAAACAUCUAUGCCCCAGUUGCCCCUUCCUCCUAUCUCUCCCUUGGGGGUAGUGUUAAGGAAUUCCAUAUGAUGGUUUAUUUUAAACCUCAGACAUCACUCUGAAUCAGAAUUUCAGAUGUUAGGUGACAGUAAGAAAUAAAUCUACAGCAGGAGAAGAAAAAAAGAUGACAGCUUGGAUGAAUUUUUAAAUUGGGUGUUGUGAAACUAUUUUUGUGCGUUUUAGCUGUCUUAUUUACAAUGUUAACAUAACUGUAGAAAUGCCAAAUUUAUAAUAUGAGAAAGGACAACUAUCAUUUUGCUAUGCCUACAAGUGUUUACAUUGUUUAAAUUUCCAGUUUUCUAAAGUGUUUUAAAUUGUCAAAAUGUGCUGAAACUGGAUAAGUCUCACCUGUGUCAAGAUAUAAGGGAAGGAAAUCUUGGCAUAUUUUCUAGUCUGAACCUUUUGGUUACUUUCAAGUAUCUUUUUUCCCUGCAUACAAAAGGCCUUCAGUUACUGUUUUCUAAGAUUGUUCCAAGCAGUAGUUAGAAAUGAUUUGGUACAUUCUAAGCCGAGAUUUUCCCAUACUGUGACUGCCAUGCCUUGGAAUAUACGAUUUUAUGUUAUCUCUAUCAAAAUGUGAAUAAUAAAAUAUUGAUAGUA
Molecule: messenger RNA, 9910 nt
Organism: Phacochoerus africanus (Common warthog)
Lineage: Eukaryota; Metazoa; Chordata; Mammalia; Artiodactyla; Suidae
Gene: TNIK
Product: TRAF2 and NCK interacting kinase
Exons: 33
Coding region: 358-4440 (1360 amino acids)
Biological process (GO): protein phosphorylation
Molecular function (GO): protein kinase activity; ATP binding
Source: RefSeq, a predicted model, not a curated record